Molecule: messenger RNA, 6984 nt
Organism: Coregonus sp. 'balchen'
Lineage: Eukaryota; Metazoa; Chordata; Actinopteri; Salmoniformes; Salmonidae
Source: the annotation of a GenBank genome assembly
GCUAUGAAGCCAGCAAAGACAAAGUGUUUGAGGAGCCACUGUUAGCCGACCCAGAUGAGCCUCCGCCGGUGAUGAUGGCAGAGCCAGCCGCCACUGUCACCCUGGAGUGCUCCGACCCUGCUGCAUACCCAGAGUCUGGCCAGGAGGCAACUCACACAGGUGGGAUCCUCAUCCACUGGAGUGGAGACCAUUCACUUGAGUUGAGCAAAGCGUCUGUGAAAGUGAUGCACAAUUAUACAAAUGGUAUUCCGAAUUCACUGCAAAAUUGUGUUUAGAAUAUUAGAAAUGUAUGGAUCAAUGAGUUUGUUUUAACUUAAACAACCUGUAGAGUUUCCUGUAGAACAGGUAUUUUACAGUAAUAGCCUACAGUAGGCCCUAAAAGGUACUGCGUGUAAUAAAAUGAAUGGUCUAAUGUCACUAGAGUGCACUAUAUAGGGAAUAGGGUGCCAUUUGGGACUAGCCAGUGAGUUGAAUGAAAUGAAUGGUCUCGUCAUGAAAGUGAAUGACUGAGUGUCUGUUCCCCCUGUGUGAUGAACAGGCAGUGAGCCCCAGCAGGAGAGCUGUCAGGAGGACCUCCGGGAACACCUGAAGAAGACCCUGGAGUUCUGUCUGUCUCGGUGAGUAACAGCUGUACUACACACUAGUUGUGUCACAAAUUACACACUAUUCUCUAUAUAGUGCACUACUUUUGACCAGGGAGGGUCAAUAGUACUCUGGUCAAUUGGCCCUGGGCAAAAGUAGUGCACUAUAUAGGGAAUAUGGUGCUAUUUGGGACAUAGACAUUGUCUACUACAAUACAGCCAAUAAUGCACUGGGCACACUUUGUGCUGCAGCAACCAUAUAAACUUGUGCAGCACAGAGGCACAGCUCUGCCAUUACAGAAUACAGAACUUUAAUUGGCUCUUAGGGGCGGUAGCUAGGGGAGUAAUGUACACCACGACUGUACCAUUUAUUAUGCUGUUCCCCGUAAAGUAUGUGUAUCCCGGGCCGUAGUUUUUGUUGAUAGUAAUCAAGUGCCUCCCAUGCCAGAAUACAGCCAGUGAAAUAUGUCACUGUGAUGAUGCACAAUGGCUGCAUACUCAUUAGUUAUCUUUGGCCCUUUGUGGGAGGUGUGUUCUAAAUGAAAGCUUUAUUUCAUGCUGUCAAGAAUUCACUGGUGGGUGCUGUGGGGAGGGAGGAGUGACUUAGGCUACAGGGAGUGACUUGUCUCUUUUUGCUUACAGGGAGAACCUGGCCAGCGACAUGUAUCUUAUCUCUCAGAUGGAUAGUGACCAGUAUGUGCCAAUCGUGACGGUAGCUAACCUGGACCACGUCAAGAAACUCAGCACGGACGUGGAGUUAAUCGUUGAUAUCCUACGAUGUAAGUGACACCCUUUUAUUUGAGACUAUUGUUCUCUGAACCUUUUCUGAUUUACUUGAUACUAACAGCAUUUUUUUGUUAAGACUAAAGAGACAUGGUUGGGAAUGGAUGUUUCAUUUUACUUAGAUAAUUGAUGGAUUUCAGUUGUAUUAGUUAGCCUUCUUUGUACAACACCAAUUCCUAGCAAUAUUUGUUACAUGGCAAUAAAGUUUUCUGAUUUUGAUUAUAAAGUCACUGGACUAUAUUGCCCUGCCUUCGUAGCUCUGCCAUUGGUCCAGGUAGAUGAGAAGGGGGAGAAGGUGAGACCCAACCAGAACCGCUGCAUCGUCAUCCUCAGAGAGGUCCCUGAGAGCACUCCUAUAGAGGUAUGUUCACUGGCUAGUCUCCGUCUGUGUCCCAAAUGGCCCCCUAUUUCCUAUGUAGUGCACUACUAGUGUACCACAUAGGCAAUAGGGUGUCAUUUGGGACGUUCUGUCUGGACCAUCUGCUAAGAAAACAUUGCAUUACCUUAGACUGACUGACUGUAUCCAGUAUGGCAGACAGUGGAAAUAAAUCAAUCAGGUUUCAGCAAGACUAGGUCGUUCUAGUAGAAGCUCUUAUGUGACUAGGCUAUAUGUGUGUUUUAUCCAAGGCAUUGUAGGUAAUUUCCUGUUGAGUGCACAGCACACUACCUGGGGUGUAAUCAUUACUCUUUACAGUUGCAAAACUUUGUUUUGCAAUGAAAACUAGCGUUUCUAUUGGGCAGAUUCAGGUAGGUCCCUCCCUGUUUGCUGAACCUGUCCAAUCGAAACACUGACCACAACCCUGAGUCGUUUUCCUGGAAUCGUAAACCGUACUGGUGACCCGUGUCUCUGUGUCAAUUAUUUAUUUGCUCAUCUUCCAUCUUGUCAUGUUGACACCCUGUUUGACUUUUAUAAAGUCAUGGUAAUGACACAUUGUUUAAACAGUGUUUAGAGGUUUCAGCUAUUGUGCAAGUGGGUAGUCAUCACAUUUCAUGCAGUGUGACAAAUUAAAGGGUGAUGUUUUUGGCAGUUAAGAAUUCAAAACAUUUUAAUGGUGUUAUUGAGUUAUUUCAGUCUGAACCGUACUCCCAUCAUGGAAUAUUGACAAUAUUUGACAUUGUUAGGGCUGACUUAUUUUUUAGUUUUGUGUUGGAUACAGAUAGAGUGAGUGUGUUGAAAUAGCAGAGCGCCAGAUUCAAACCAAUGCUCCAGCGAUGUGUUCCAGAGGCAGUGGCUUAGACCACUAGACAACCCUAAGCUUUUCAAUUGAAACCAGGAACUUGCUCACAUUUCCUGAGAGGUUUUGGCAUUUACUAAAAGAAUAGAUCAGGAUUUUGGCAAUUAAGUCCUUUAUCUACUUCCCCAAAGUCAGAUGAACUUGUGGAUACAGCGGUAGUUUCGCGAGCCAAUGCUGACUAGCUUAGCGUAUGCUAGCUGUACCCGAAGACUUAAAUCCUGAACUAUCCCUUUAAGCUUGACAUUUGCUUUUGUUUUGCAGGAGGUCGAGGCUCUUUUUAAAGGAGAGAACUUACCUAAAUUCAUCAAUUCUGAGUUUGCCUACAACGACAACUGGUUCAUCACCUUUGAAUCUGAAGCAGAUGCACAACAGGUAAGGAACAUUCUGGAAUGUUGCACCAUUGCAUGAUUAUAGCUCUUGAUUUUGUGCUUUUCCCCUGCACGCCAUAGCAUGUUUUAGGAUUGUAGGGCUGGUCAGUGUUUGGUGUACAAUCGCUAGUUGCGGCCGUACAGGGUUUCAUACUGGCCUUGAGCUUACGUCCUUAUCAAUGGAUAUACAAACUGAAGGUAUAUUUCCUGUCUGAAGUGUUUAUUAACCUUUUUUCCCUAGGCAUAUCAGUAUCUUCGUGAAGAAGUGAAAACCUUCCAAGGGAAACCUAUUAAGGUGAGCUAAUUCAUAAUGUUUUUGUGUUAAUUAAGGUUAAAAUAAACAUGACCCAUUUACUGUACUUUCUGGAGUAUUUCAGAGUAUGGGAGUUCAGAACCUUUUUCCGUCUACAUAACAGCUAAUGCUUUCCCCCAAAAGACUUGCAGUGGAUAACAUAACAAUUCAAUCUACAGUGUGUGUAUGGGUUCAUUUAGAGUUUAAGUGAAAUAAUACCUCAGAGAAAUGUGGCUAAUUUAUUAAAAUCUCUGCACUGCUUUGAAAUGCCUACUUUGCAGAUUUGUUUUUGAGGAAAAAUCUAUUUUAUAAUAAACUCUAAAUUCUUAACCCCAAUCAGGCACGGAUAAAGGCGAAGGCAAUUGCUAUCAAUACUUUUAUGCCAAAGAAUGGCUACCGCCCGGUGGAGGUGAACCCGUAUGCUCAACAGCAGCAGCAGCAACAACAACAACAGCGUUACACCUCCUACUACAUUCCUCCAGUGUACAGCCCUCAGCAGCAGUUCCCCCUCUACAGCCUCAUCACUCCACAGGCCUGGUCAGCCACCCACAGCUUCAUAGACCCUUCACUGGUGAGGACAACAGUCAUGCACACACCUACAAACCUACAAUACAGACUAGGGUUGCAAAAUUCCCAUAAUUCUGAUUGGGAAAUUCAUGGAUUUUAUGUGUUUUCUCUCCUGAUUCCGGGUAUCUUCCAACCGGGGUUUCUGGAAAACCUGGGAAUGUUAGGACAUUUUUUGAAAACUUUUGGGAAAUUACCAGGAUUUUUCAAACCUACCACCCACAAACCUACAAGGCAUCAGUAGAGAAUUGUCAUAAUUUCACUGUAUGAUAUGCUGCUAGAACUCUUUAAAAAGGUUUUUGAUUUAGUGUUUCCUUCUAUAUUCAACAGGUUACAUCAUUUCACAACACCCAAUUCAUCAAUGGAUUUACAACAUCCCAUAGUUUUAAACCAGCGACGUCUCCUCUUGCUGGUGUUAGGCACUACUCUCCCAGGAAUAGGUGGGUAAACUGACACUCCAUCUAAUGUAUACGAUACUACCAAGAAUGUCCACAUGACUGUGCUUGUAUAAUAGAAAUAGAAUGAGUAGAACGGGAAUCUCCAUUCAAGUCAAUAAUGCCAUAAUGUGUGCUCAUUCCAAUUCUAUUGCUUGUAUAGAUGUAGGAUAUUUAAAUAUUAUUGACCAGUGUUUCUUGUGGAAUUUUUCAGGAAUCACACUCACAGUAAACCACACCUGAGGCCCACAAUACCCAACGCAGAUCAGCGCGGCACAGGGCUCCUGGACAGCCCCACCAUCUUCAACUUCCCAACAGAGCGCAUCCUGAACGGGGUGCCCCGGGGUUCCCCCCAGACGACGCGGCUCCCGAGCCAGAACAGAACCAGGUUACCCCCCUCCACCAUGACCUACCCCAGGAGGGACGUCGGUACGGGUCGGGUGGAGCCCGUCAGCACCGACUACUCACUGGGCAUGGGCCGGGGAAGGUAAGUGAUCAUCCACUAUCUCCAUGAGCAUCACCACCGUAGACAUCCAUAGGAUGGGUCCCAAAUGAUACCAUAUUUGUUAUUUAGUGCACUACUUUUGACAAGGGCAUCUGGUUAAAAAAAAGUAGUGCGCUGAAUAUGGUGCCAUUUGGGACACAUUAUAGUUUUACAAGAGAGAGAGCAUGGUGCUCAAGUUUUUGAAUAGUUUGAAAUAUCUGUAAGGCUAAAUUGUGCUUCAAAUAGAUAAAAAAUGUCAGUGAAUCUUUCAAAUGUUCUCUUUCUUAAAGGACAAAUAUUUAUGGUUCUAGGAAAAAGAGGGACGACAACAAGUUUACAGUAAGUACAUAUUUUUUAAUUUCUCUCCUCUUAAACUAGUCUUUGACUUUGAGAAAGAUCCAUCAGUACUGAUGCUGCAAGCUUUUCAGGCUGUGACAUCUCCUGACUGAAUUUUUAUAUUGCAGGGAUUUUGUACGUACGGUUGCCUGGCUGGCUGGCGUUAGCUCCCUGGCCUACAUAGUGCACUCCUUUUGACCACAGCCCUAUAGGCCCUGGUCAAAAGUAGUGCACUAUAAAGGGAAUCGGGCGCAGAGGUUGUAUUCUCUGACUGACUCACUGCAUUGUGCCGACUCUGGUGUGUUUGGUGUUUAGGGAGUGGCCACCCUGUCUGAUGGUGUUUGAUGCUGUUUUGUUGUAUAGAGAGUGGCCACCCAGUCGCCCCCUCCUCAGAAGCCCCCGUCCCCCAGCUUUGAGCUGGGGCUUUCCAGCUUCCCCCCCCUUCCUGGGGCUGCAGGCCACCUCAAGACCCCUGACAACAUGUUUGAGAACAGACUGGCCAGCAUGGUAAUAGGAACCACAAAGGACAGGGUCAGUAUUUACCAACACAGGCUGUCAUAUCCAGGCCACCAUACUCUGUGUGGGUCCCAAAUGGCACCCUAUUCCCUAUAUAGUGCUCUACUUUUGACCAGGACCCUUUGACCAGGCAAUAUGGUGCCAUCUGGGAUGCAGCCAAGCUCUUAUCUCCAAGCCAACAUAGUCGAUCACUCAGCUCAACAUUUCAGCUUUGCUGUCAGUAGGAACCUGAUGUGUUGUUGUUUUUCUCGUCCUGUUCCAGAAUGUAAGCGUUGAUGCCAGCGCUGCAGGUGCCCUCCUCCCCUCAGGAGGACCCAAGGAGCCACUGAGGACUGUCACGUCUCCACAGCCCCCGAGCCUCCAGCCCGCUGCUCCACCAGCCCCGACCCUAGCACCAGCCUCUGUCCCUGUCCCUGCUUCCUCCCAACCCGCAGAGUGAGUAAAGGACACGCGUGUUUCCAAACCCCCCCCACCCCACACUAUUUUCAUAAAAAUGUAUAAACAUUCCCCCACUAACACCAUACGAUUUGUAUAGAAAAACAAAACUUAUUUUGUUUUUCAUCUCAUACAGUAUCUUUUCUCUCACACUUAUCUCUAUUUUCUCAUCAAACAUGCCAAACACCAUACAUAUAGUAGUUCAUGUCAAAAAUAGAUCGGUGUAGAAAAAACAAACAGAACUGACUUGGCAGCAUUUCAUGUCCUACACAUCUUUGUGAAUAAAUUGUGAGGUCCUGUGUGUGUGUUUCAGGGAAAUGAAGGUUCCGGAGGUGAAGCAGAAGGAGACCCGGGUCUCUGUGGAGCUGGUCACUGACACCCUGUACACCGCUAGCAAAUCUGUUCAAGUCAAUGGGGCUGCUACAGUAAGUACUGGUUCACCAAAGCGUUUAAACAUAACCAGGUGCAAUUAUCGAUAUUAUUAGCUGAUAUAGAUCUUUUGAUAGUCAUAGAUGCUGAUUUGUGGUUGGUAAUGAUAGUGUUUCUUAGACUUUAAUGCAUGUCAAACCAGGGUGCAUAGGCAAUGUCCUAUGAAAUGGAUCAGCUACAAAUCUAGCUUUUUGUUUUGUGUUCAGGAACUGCGAAAGCCCUCUUACGCUGAGAUCUGCCAGAGGAUUAAAGACCACGCACCGACACUACAGGCCGCUAAAGAGGCCAAGCCAGCCAGCAGCACUGCCUCCACAGGAGAAGAGAGGAAGUGCCCUGAUGCCGCCCCAGGGGACAGGAGCGAGCCCAAGGCCCCCCGAGAGACAUACCCAGGCUCCUCCAAGCCUGCUACCACAGGCAGACCCCGAGAGGUCCGGAGACCAACCGGCCGGUGGCCCUCACCACCUCCCCACCACCCAGGGAAGGGUCCCAGCAGCAAAGAUCUCAACACCCCCCCAAAGUACCUGCAG